AUGCUGAUGCAGGUGGAGCUGCUCCGCACCAAGCGAGGGACUCGUUUUUACAGAGUGCUGUGUGUGGAUAGUGAGACGUCAGCAGUGCGUAGUUUUGGCGACACUUGGCUGCGAUGGAAGGGACAGCGUGUGGAGUAUUGCCGUUGUGCUUUAAGAGGAAGGGAGCUUUGUCACUUUGUGCCCGUCAUCAACUGCUACGUGUCCCAGUGCUACAACGGAGGAACCUGCAAGGAGGCCUUCUACUCGUCACAGUACAUCUGUCAGUGUCCCCCCGGCUUCAGUGGAGCUCAUUGUGAGAUCAACAUGAACGAGAAGUGCGUCGUGGGGCAGGGCCAAGGUUAUCGUGGCACACGGAGAGUCAGCCAGUCGGGAGCAGAGUGCAUCAACUGGAACUCAACGUCUCUGCGAGGAAAGAGGUUCACGGCUCGGAAAACAGACGCCAGCAGUCUCGGGCUGGGCAAUCACAACUUCUGCAGGAAUCCCGACCAGGACAGCUCUCCUUGGUGUUACAUCUACAAAGGCACUGAGAUUGUGUGGGACUACUGUCCCUUACCCAAAUGUCCAGAAGAUAAGACCAAAGAGUGUGUGCUGGGCUCAGGUCAGUCGUACAGAGGCACAAAGUCCGUCACUAAAAGUGGCUCUCAGUGUCUGCCGUGGGACUCUCCUGCCGUCAAACGGAGAAUGAAUGCCUGGAAUUCCAAUGCUGCAGAGCUGGGGCUGGGCAACCAUAAUUUCUGCAGAAAUCCAGAUGGUGAUGCAGCUCCGUGGUGUCACACCUAUAAAAACAUGGCUCUGACCUGGGAGCUUUGUGACAUCCCAAAAUGCUCAAAACAACCAUCUGUCAUCACUACUCUUGGUCCACGCGCUCCCUCCACUAAUAACAACAACAGAGCAACAUGCGGCCAGCGUUUCGACAACACCUUGAAUCAACCGACGUUCCGCAUGUUCGGAGGCAAGCAGAGCGACAUCACUGAGCAGCCGUGGCAGGCCGCCAUCAACGUUUACCAGCCCCGUUACAGAACGCACUUCCACCGCUGUGGAGGAGUCCUCAUCAACUCCUGCUGGGUCCUGUCUGCAGCGCACUGCUUCGAAAUCAACGACAACGCAGAAAAAUUGGGGGUGGUUUUGGGGAGAACGUUUCGAAAACAGAACUCGAGCAGCGAGCAGAUUUUCAGCGUUGAGAAAUACUGGAUCCACGAGAAGUUUGACAAUGAGACGUUUGACAAUGACAUCGCUAUUUUGAAGCUGAAGACGGACUUUGGCAUAUGUGCAAUAAACUCUGCAGAGGUUCGUCCAGUGUGUCUGCCUGACCGGGGCCUGGUGCUGCCAGACUGGACUGAGUGUGAGAUCUCAGGAUAUGGAAAAGACACAGAAUUUUCUGCAGAGUUCUCUGAGCGUGUAAAAAGAGGAUACGUCCGCCUUUGGCCCAAAGAACGCUGUGUUCCAGAGGUGCUGUCCGGACGCACAGUUACAGCCAACAUGCUGUGUGCAGGUGACACCCGAGGCCUCGAUGACGCCUGCAAGGGAGACUCCGGUGGCCCCUUGGUUUGCCGAAACGACGACAAGAUGACUCUGAUGGGUGUGAUCAGCUGGGGAGAUGGAUGCGGGCAAAAAGAUAAACCAGGGGUCUACACACGGGUCACAAACUACAUCGACUGGAUCAACAGCAAAAUUCAAGCCAGCCCGGUCUAA
Molecule: messenger RNA, 1692 nt
Organism: Nematolebias whitei (Rio pearlfish)
Lineage: Eukaryota; Metazoa; Chordata; Actinopteri; Cyprinodontiformes; Rivulidae
Gene: plat
Product: plasminogen activator, tissue
Exons: 14
Coding region: 1-1692 (563 amino acids)
Biological process (GO): smooth muscle cell migration; plasminogen activation
Molecular function (GO): serine-type endopeptidase activity
Source: RefSeq, a predicted model, not a curated record